ACUCUGUCAAAAUUUAGUAAAAAUUUUAAGCAAUCAUGGCCGCCUCCUGUGACCAUAAAAUUUCUGGAUGAAGUUUUUGUUGUAUAGCAUUACGGUCUUUUUAAUUAAGAAAGCCAUUUUUUCCUUUUUUUAAUGGUGAGAUCUGCAGAUUCAGUCAUGUCUCAAGUGAGAAUAGAGGAUCUGUUCAAUGACUCCAGGUUUCCUUCUGGAGCUGGUGUAAUUGGGGUUGUUCUGUAUUUCCCUGUUGGAUUGCUGCUUGCUGUACUCAGAUUUUUCAUUGGAUUACAUACAUAUGUCAUAUCAUGUAUUCUUCCUAAGUCCAGCAUUAUUAGAAGCUGUGUUUUUCGAGUGAUGUAUGGUAUAUUGGGAAUUGUUGUCACUGUCACAAACCCAGAAAACAGGGACAAAAGGUGCAAAGUGAUUGUCACAAAUUUUGUCAGCUCCUUUGACAGAACAGCAGUGGAUUUGGUUUAUCCAGCAAUCAUGCCAAGUGUUUGGGAUCUUCCUCCAUUGCUGAAUUGGAUGCUUGGCUAUAGCAAUAUGGGAGUAAAACAAGGGAGGGAUAUACUCAUUCGCAAUGCUAAGAAACAUUUAUUGGAGUCAAACCUACCAGUGUUAGCUCAUCCUGAAGGUGCUUCUACCAAUGGUAAAGUAGGAAUGUUGAAAUUCAGUGUCUGGCCAUUUUCUUUAGAAGACCCUGUUCAGCCUAUUCUUAUCAGUGUUCAGAGGCCCAUUCCUAUUGCAGCUUCUGUUCUGGGUGGCAGAUGGUGGUUGGAUGUUUUCUGGUCUUUGUUUGUGCCAUACACGCACUUCAAAUUAAGAGUCCUCCCCACAAUGGAGGCACAGGAUGAGGAGAGUGUAGAGGACUUCACUAAAAGGGUGCAACAGGUGAUGGCCGAAGAACUCGGGAUCACGGCUACAAAUUUUUCCAGUGCUGAUAAAGUAGAAUAUGCUAAAAGGAAAUUGAUUGUUCAACCAGACUCUUCCACCAACAGUAGAAAAGCCACUGAUCAACAAAGUCAGUCAUCACAGGUUGCCCCUCCGUCUAGUCCUGGGGCUGACACCAGGCUCCACACCAUGGCUAUGCAAGUCAGAGAGGUUCUGCCACAUGUCCCUAUUGAAGUUAUCAAGAGAGAUUUAGGAACAACACGAGAUGUAGACACUACAAUAACUAACAUACUAGAAGGCAGAGUAAAGUAUGAGCCAGAGAGUGAGAGAACACAGAGUAGUUCUAGACCCCAGGUCAAACCAACCCCAGUCUCACCUUCCUCAAAUGCUGCUAAAUCAUUCUCACGCUCACCUCAGGAGAGGACAUUGUCCCUGAACGACAGGAAACAAGCCUUGUUAGAGAAUGCUAGGAGGAGGUAUCUACAGAAGAACAGCCAACAGCAGUGAACUGUGACAGCUAUUCUGUAAUCUAGAGAUGUACUACAUGUUAAAAGAUAUCCACUAACGUCUAGUGAACAGCACUGACAAGCUGUUCUCUCCUUUACUACACUUGAACAUGGCCAGUUUAAAAUGCUGAAAGUAUCAAAGUUACAGUGUGAGGUUUGACAAAAAGCAAUUUCGUUUCUUAAAUGUUGCCUGCUCAUACCCCCUCAUUGCACAUAAGACCUAGCUUAUACUUAAACGGAAAACUGAAGUAAAUCAGUUUGUAAGUGGAAUUUUCACAUUGCUGUGCCUGGUGCAGGGUGAUCAGUGAGACUGUUUCAAACCUGAAAGUGGGUUUUUGUUUAAAUAUGAAUUCUCCAUAACUGAAGACGAAUUAUUCAGUAUGUUUUAAUUGGUUAGUUCUUCAACAGUUGUAGUAUAGACGUGUCAGUUCAUUACAAACUGGUGAUUUGAAUGUUUCGCUGGGGUGCUACACUAAUGUCAUAGAGGAUUUUUGUGGUAAAAAAAUAACAAUGUGUUUUUACAGAGAAAAAAGAAAACAGGAAUGUAUUUUGAUAUUAUGUAAAUAAGUGAGUAAACUAUGUUAAAGUGAAGCUCAGGUCAAACAAAUAAAAAUGUCAGAUUGACAUUGAA
Molecule: messenger RNA, 2025 nt
Organism: Lingula anatina
Lineage: Eukaryota; Metazoa; Brachiopoda; Lingulata; Lingulida; Lingulidae
Product: lipid droplet-regulating VLDL assembly factor AUP1
Biological process (GO): ERAD pathway
Cellular component (GO): endoplasmic reticulum membrane
Molecular function (GO): ubiquitin binding
Source: RefSeq, a predicted model, not a curated record